Molecule: messenger RNA, 1224 nt
Organism: Racocetra fulgida
Lineage: Eukaryota; Fungi; Glomeromycota; Glomeromycetes; Diversisporales; Gigasporaceae
Source: the annotation of a GenBank genome assembly
AUGUUCGACAAAUUAAAUAAUGCAAUAGCCAGUAGUUUCAUUGGUAGAUACUUUAAACUUGAAAACAGUGGUGUCCCUAAUGCUCGUAAUACUAGAUUCACCACUGAGCUUCGUGCUGGGUUGGCAACCUUUGUUACUAUGGCUUAUAUUAUUUCGGUUAAUGCAAUAAUCCUUGUUGAUUCAGAUUUAUGUGUCAAUGAUUCUGAUUAUUUAGCUUGUCAAGCAAUAGUGAAGCAAGAUUUAAUUACUGCAACGGCUGCUGUUUCGUGCAUAGCAACCGCUAUUAUGGGAUUAUUUGCAAACUUACCGUUAGCUCUUGCUCCAGGGAUGGGAAUGAAUGCCUACUUCACUUACACUGUAGUUGGCUUUCAUGGUUCGGGUAAAAUUGCGUAUGAAACUGCUAUUGCUGCCGUAUUUGUAGAAGGCCUUCUCUUUGUCUUUUUGUCUGUAUUUGGUCUUCGUCAAUUGCUUGCAAGGCUUAUUCCCAUGUCUAUAAAAAUUGCAACUGGUGCAGGUGUCGGGUUCUUUAUUACCUUUAUUGGAUUACAAAGGAGUGCUGGUAUUGCCCUAAUAAGUCAUGAUCCUUCUACAAUAGUAACUCUUGGUGGCUGUCCUGAUCAAUAUUAUAAUAAAACUACUGGUAUUUGUACCGGUCACAAUAUGGAAAGUCCAACUACUUGGUUAGGGAUUUUCGAUGAAACUGGUGAUUUUGAAGGAUCUACAGCAGCAUUUAUAUGUGAUGCUUCUUCAAUUUCGAUUGGUGCUAUUUUUGGCACAUCUCCUGUUACUACAUAUAUUGAAUCUGGUUCUGGAAUUACUGAAGGUGGUCGAACUGGAAUUACUUCUCUUGUUGUAGCAUUCUUCUUUUUUAUUUCGUUAUUCUUUGCUCCCAUUUUUGCUAGCAUACCUCCGUGGGCUUCUGGUCCUGCCUUAGUGAUUAUUGGUUCUAUGAUGGCAAAGGGUAUUAAAGAUAUUAAUUGGAAAUAUAUUGGUGAUGCUGUGCCUAAAAAAAUAUCAUUCGGACGUAUAUCGCAUGACAAAUCAGAUAAAGAACCUUGGGGUGACUUUAUGAUUGGACCAGGUGGAGAAGGAUUAUUACCUAUGUGGAUUGUUCCCGUUGUAUAUAAGAUUCGUGGAGUGGAAAGAACUGCGGAAAUAAAAGAAUCUGUUGAAAUAAAAGAAACCAAAGAAAUAAGUAAUAUGAAUCGUGAUAUUGCUGUUGAU